Lolium rigidum is the source of this 1490-nucleotide messenger RNA. Its product is annotated as ankyrin-1-like. The coding region runs from base 1 to 1242 and encodes 413 amino acids. NCBI's taxonomy places the organism in Eukaryota, Viridiplantae, Streptophyta, Magnoliopsida, Poales, Poaceae. The record is from RefSeq and is a predicted model, not a curated record. Gene Ontology annotation, molecular function: protein binding. The transcript is spliced from 10 exons.
AUGGCGAUUCAGCUCGAUGGUUGUCGCGGCCGCCUUGCGGAGGCGGUGGAAGCCGUCAAAGAUAACGGCAUUGGGGCGCUGCACCUCGCCGCCGGGGGCAAGAAAGCCGAAGUGUGCGAGUUCCUUGUCGAGGAUGUCCGGGUGGAUGUGGAUGCCCUUGACAUGUGUGGUAGAACACCUCUCGUUUGGGCAAUUAGUUGUAAAAAAGGGAAGAUGGAUAUUGUCAGGUAUCUUCUUGAUCAUGGUGCCAAUCCAAAUAACGUCGACAAAACAGGGUGUACUCCUCUCCAUGAGGCCACCAAAAUAGGGCACUGUGAAGCAGUAGAACUCUUGCUCUCUAGAGGCGCUUAUGUCGAUCCAAUUUCUACUCAUCACGGAACACCGUUGCAUGUUGCUGCUGAGCAUAAGCAGCAUGGUGCCAUGAAGAUUUUGUUGGAUCACCGUGCAGAUUUUAACAAGAUUCAGGGCAUUUUCAACUCACCUCUCAUAAUUGCUAUCUGUAGUCGCUCAGUGAAAUGUGUGAACCUACUGCUAGAGGCUGGUGCGGAUGUGAAGGGUGUGCUUACUGCAACCCCCUUGCAAGCUGCUGCAAGAAAUGGCCUAACUGACGUCCUCAAGCCCCUAUUGGACGCUGGUGCAGAUCCCAAUGUUCGAAAUGAAUUUGGUCACUUGCCAAUACAACUUGCGGCAUACUUUGGUACACGCAGAGAUGUUGAGAUCCUGUUUGAAGUUACUUCUUCUCGUAUUCCAGCUUUACAUGAUUGGAGCGUUGAUGGUAUAAUUAGUUAUAUAAAGUCAGAGCCAAAGUUGGAGGAUCUCCCUUUGUCUAAAAUGUCAUUAGCUAAGUUGAAAGAAGAAGGAGACAAAGCUUUGUGCAAAAAGGAUUACAACGCGGCAAUAGAAUUCUAUAACAUGGCUUUGUUGGUUGAUUCUGAAGAUGUUGAUGCAUUCAUGCUUGGCAAUAGGGGGUUUUGCCGCCUUCAACUGGGCAAUGGAGAGGGUGCUUUAAGUGAUGCCCUUCUUUGCAGGACAAUGCGACCUAACUGUGCGCAGACAUGUGGGCUGCAGGGCUACUCAUAUGUGCAACUAAAGGAGUAUGAAAAGGCAUGUGAUGCAUUUCUCGACGGUCUCAAAUUGAUGCCAUGCUAUGUUGAAAUCGAGGACGCGUUGAGGAAAGCUCUGAGAUUAUUGAAAGAAUCUCACGCCGGCAAGAAGAGCAGCUCAAAAGGACAGAUAUCGUGAACCAUGUAUUUUUCUCUGAAGACAGAAAUUUGACUAACAAGUCAAACGUACUGAAUCUCCUGAGAAGCCCUUGCUGCCUGCUGAAGAACGAGGUGGUGCUUUCUGUGUUAAAUUAGACAAGGGGCUGGAACCACGAAUAACCUAUGAUUCCCUGUUGACUGUAGGUUCAUGCAUACUCUGACCGUAGUACUAGAAAGUAUAAACCGUUGUUGAUAUCUUUAACCCUGUGAUUGAUGUCGACUGUAAUG